Linum tenue is the source of this 1227-nucleotide messenger RNA. NCBI's taxonomy places the organism in Eukaryota, Viridiplantae, Streptophyta, Magnoliopsida, Malpighiales, Linaceae. The record is from the annotation of a GenBank genome assembly.
AUGAUCGUUUGGCUCCAACUGCCAGGCCUACCGAUCCACUUCUACCACAAAGAGGUCUUAAUUUCUAUUGGCAAUCUGGUUGGUCGGACAAUCAAGCUUGAUUACCACACACUGAACCAACAAAGAGCUAAAUUCGCACGCCUUGCUGUAGAAAUCGAUCUGGAAAAACCCCUGGUUCCUCGAAUUCACCUCGAUGGGGAAUGGCAGAAGAUUGAAUACGAAAAUCUCCCGGAGGUGUGCUUCGAAUGUGGCAAAGUGGGUCACUCAUCAGUCUCCUGUCCUCAAAUCCGUUCAGUUUCUCAAACGGGUGCUCUGACGGUAGCCGGAUUGUUGGGAGCGGACAGCUCCGACGCGACGACGGUGGAGGAACCCAGCGCAAGCUUCGGCCCCUGGAUGAUAGUUACCAAGAAAAGCAGACGAAAUAUCCGGGAUCAGAACCGGAAAGGAAAGGAGGAUUCAGAGGAAGGAAAACUUAUUCAGGGAAAUGGGAGCAAAAAUGGAAGGAUGAACUCGGCAAAAAAGGAAGGUGGAGAUGGGGUUGGACGACUCUCUCAUAUUCCCCAGGCUUCCCAACGGACAAAUACAGCAGAGAGUAAGAAUGUGACUGUUGGUAGGACAAAGGACGAGAUCAGAAAAGGCAAGGAGAAGAUUGGCAUGACUUCUCCAACGGCUGCUAAAGGCCUGCUGGGUCCCGGCCCUUCUCUCCCCAACGGGCCUGGGCCUAAGCCUCUGUCUAGUCCAACAGAGGCCUCCUCCUCACAUGCCUGUAGAGAAGUCUCCACUACGCAUGGGCCCGUUCAUCAAACCAAUGGUCCCAUACAACCAGAACUUGCUGUACCCAUUCAGUCCUUGAUUGGGCCCAAUGGAACUGAAAUGCAAAUUAUUUCAGCCCAACAACCCUGCUUCAAACCUCUCUCGGAGACAAGCCCCAAGCGGCCGGAUUUAGGAAGGAAGCAGAAGCAGGAGAAAUCGUCCAAGUCCCGAUCCCGCAAAUUUUCUCCGGUGAAACAGAAUCCGCUCAAGCCGCUGCAGAUAUGGUCUCCGAUGAAGGAGAAGAAGAGUAAAACAAAAUCACGGCUGGCCACCCUCACCCUUGAGGAAAUUAAUGACUGGACCAAGGGGGGGAAAGAAGCAGCAUCGAUGGAUUUGAAGAAAGUAGCUCUGCCGGGCGCAACCGCUCUGGGGGCUACUGUUUCGGAGAACCAAGCAGCUCCCCCUCCCACCUAA